AUGGCGAAGCCAGUCAUUGGUCUAUUGGGCGGUGGCCAGCUCGGCCGAAUGCUCCAGGAGCAGGCCAUGCUGCUGGGCAUCGAGCUUGUCGUCCUGGAUGAGAACAACUGCCCCACCAAGCAGAUCAACCUGAACGAGAAGCACGUCGAGGGCUCUUUCAAGGACCCCGAGAAGAUUCGGGAGCUCGCCAGGCGGUGUGACAUUCUCACCGUCGAGAUUGAGCAUAUCAACACCGAGGUUCUCGAGGAGAUCGCCACCAAGGGUGUUGAGGUUGACGGCCAGGUCAAGAAGGUGCCCGUGCACCCCUCGUGGGAGACCCUCCGUCUGAUCCAGGACAAGUACCUCCAGAAGGAGCACUUUGGAAAGGCUGGAAUUCCCAUUGCGCCUCAGAUUUCGGUCGAGUCGGGCAUCUUGAUGCAGGAGUCGCUCCAGAAGGCUGCUGAGACCUUUGGCUUCCCCUUCAUGCUCAAGGCCCGCAAGGGCUCCUACGAUGGCCGCGGAAACUUCAAGGUCAAUGGCCCCGAGGACUUUGCCGAGGCUAUCAAGGAUAUGGGCAAGCUGUCUCUGUACGCCGAAAAGUUUCAGCCCUUUGUCAAGGAGCUGGCCGUCAUGGUUGUGAGGACCGAGGACGACGCUGGCAACCUGAAGGACGUCUACGCCUAUCCCGCGGUUGAGACUGUCCACGAGGAGAGCAUCUGCACAAAGGUGUUUUACGGAAAGGUCUCGAAGGAGGUCGGCGAGAAGGCGAGAAAGGUUGCCUGUGAUGUCAUCAGAACCGUCAAGGGCAGGGGCGUCUUUGCGGUCGAGAUGUUUCUCCUGGCCAACGACGAGCUGGUGAUCAAUGAGGUUGCCCCCAGACCCCACAACUCUGGACACUACACCAUCGAGGCUGUCCCUUACUUCAGCCAGUACAAGGCCCAACUCUACUCUAUCCUCGACAUUGUGCCCCCUUCCCUCAAGCUUCAGCCUCGCGUGUCUAGUGCCAUCAUGCUCAACAUUCUUGGUGGUGCUCAGGAGUCUUCCCACGAUGCGCUGGUUGACCUGACCCACACUCACUACCACGAUGAUAUGGACGUUUUCCUGCAUCUGUAUGGCAAGUCUUCUAAGCCUGGCCGGAAGAUUGGACAUAUCACUGUCACCUCCUACUCCCCCGAGGUCAACCUUGAGGAACUGGCUGCCCCUCUUAUCAAGGAGGUUGAUAGCAUCCGUCAGGGCCGUCUUGAUGCUGCUUCAGCUCAGCUGCGUCCCACCGCUCCCGCUGCCACUUCACAACCGCCCGCGCCAACAUCUUCGCGCGAUACCAAGAACCCCUUGGUCGUUGUGACGAUGGGCUCCGACUCGGAUCUGCACGUGCUCAAGGGUGCAUUCGAGGUCCUGGAGCGCUUCCGUGUUCCCUACGACUUCACCAUCACUUCUGCUCACCGUACACCACACACUAUGAGCGCUUUGGCCAAGUCUGCUGCUGAUCGCGGCAUCCGAGUAAUCAUCGCUGCUGCUGGUGGUGCAGCUGCGCUCCCUGGCAUGCUGGCCUCCGAGACGCCCAUCCCCGUUAUCGGUGUGCCCGUCAAGGCAACUCACCUCGACGGCCAAGACUCGCUGCUGAGCAUCGUUCAGAUGCCCCGAGGCUGCCCCGUGGCCACGGUUGGCAUCAACAACUCUACCAAUGCCGGUAUGCUCAGUGUCCGCAUUCUUGGCACCGGCGAUGCCAAGUACAGGAAGGCUAUGGCCGACUACAUGGUGAGCAUGGGCGAGGAGGUUGAGGGCAAGGCGGCUAGGCUGCAGGAGAUUGGGUGGAAGGCGUACCUGGAAAAGAAGUAA
Molecule: messenger RNA, 1818 nt
Organism: Fusarium keratoplasticum
Lineage: Eukaryota; Fungi; Ascomycota; Sordariomycetes; Hypocreales; Nectriaceae
Product: phosphoribosylaminoimidazole carboxylase
Exons: 3
Coding region: 1-1818 (605 amino acids)
Biological process (GO): 'de novo' IMP biosynthetic process
Molecular function (GO): phosphoribosylaminoimidazole carboxylase activity; metal ion binding; ATP binding
Source: RefSeq, a predicted model, not a curated record